AUGUCGCUCUCUGACCCGCGCGUACUACCUGCGCUAUACGACUCUCUCGCCACUCCUCCUCUCUCACCCAUCCCCAACGACAAACGGAACCGCCGACCGUCCGCUACCCCACUAUACUCCAUCCCAACCACACCGAACAUCUCGCCUGACCUCCCUCCUAUCUCUCUCACAUCCCCUCUCGUCUCCCGUCGCCCAUCCAUUGCUGCCUCUACCAAGAUCCCCUCACCUCCUACCCACGACGCCAUUCUCCCCGCGGACCCUGCGAUCUUCGAGCCCGUCAACUCUAUUCCACGGUCUCUACAUCCCGCCCAAUUCUCCCCGCACCCCAAACCUCUCCGGCUUCAUCGAUAUCCUACCCAACUUCACGUCAACCCAUCAGCCGACUCGCUGACGAGGGAGAAGAAGGGCAAGAUGCCUGCUCUGAGCCAUCUGCUGAAUGUGGGUGGUGGAAAGGUGCUGGCGUUGGCGGCGGAUGAGCGAUACGUGUACGCCGGCUGUCAGAGCGCGGACAAUGAGAUCGUCGUCUUCUCACGCAACUCACUCCAGCCGAUGUUCCGCCUUCUCGGGCAUCAGGGGAGCAUCAUGGCAUUGAUGAUCAUCGAGGAGAAGGGCUGGCUGGUGAGUUCCAGUAGCGCUGGGGACAUUCGAAUCUGGAGCACCAAGACCCUCGAGCCGCUGCAUAUCAUCCAUCCCUGCGACGAUACCGCCGGAGAUAUCUACUCGCUCGCCUGGGAUGAGCGGAACGGCGGUACCCUCUACUUUGGAACCCAAGGUGCCACUAUCGAGUGGAUCAACUUCUCCCCCAAAUCCAAGGCAAACCCACUCAAGGAAUCCACUACCGCCGCCAACGCCAGCAUUACCGUCCCUGUUCACGCCAACGGUACUUCGUCUGCUGACGAAGUCAAACAAUCCACGCCCACGGGUCCCAGCCAGCGCAGUGGUCGAUACAAGCCCCAUCACUUCUUCGACAAGCCAGCGUCUACUGCUCCGAGUGGUGCCAAUACCCCUCGUCCCCUCGCAUCGCCCCAAAUCAACAUCGCGGAUCUCGACCAGAUGAGCCUCUCCAGUCCUGGUACCCCGCGCGAGAUCCAGGUGGACGAGCUCGAAGUGGACGUUGAGGAUCGCUUGUCCUUUGCGCACUAUGGCUAUGUCUACGCACUUCAGAUAGUCGAUCGCCCAGACGGCUCCAAGUGGCUCAUCUCCGGCUCGGGCGAUUCGGACGUCAAGGUAUGGUCCUGCGCGCCCGGCGGCGGUCUGCACUACGAACGCGAGUUCUCUGAGCUUUCCGGCGGAGUGCUCUCCCUCGCCUAUCGCGACUCGCUUCUUUACGCCGGACUCCAGGACGGCGAGAUCCUCAUCUGGGAUCUCGAGACGGGCGCGUGUAUCCGCACGAUCGACGCGCACGAGGCGGAUGUGCUGAGUAUGAGCGUGCUAGGUGGGGAGGUGUACACUGCCGCAGCGGACGGGCGAGUCCUGCGGCUGGACGAGGAGUUUGACUGUACGGCCGCGUUCCGGGCGCAUUCCGGCAUUGUACUGGGCUCGAUCAUCGUCAAGGGAGUUCGAGCGGGAUGGGAUCUGAUCACAGCGGGGAACGAUUCUUACGUCAAGAUCUGGUCGAUCGAGUAUCCGCAAUCGUCCUCCUCGCUCAGCCCAGAAGUCAAGAUGGACGGCGAAGGCGACGUCAUGCUUUACGCUUUGUCAAAGCUCAUCUCGGUGCCCACCGUCAGCGACGACGCGCACAGGGAGAGCUGCAGGCAGGGCGCACAUAUGCUCAAGAAGAUCUUGGGGCAAUUGGGAGCCUCCGCGGAAGUGCUCUCCGGGGAUCAAGGCCGCAAUCCACUCGUACUCGCUACCUUCAUCGCAACCUCCACUUCCGAGUCCGACAAGCCACGCCGGCGUCUCCUCUUCUACGGCCAUUACGACGUUCAGCCUGCCGCUGAAGAGCAGUGGGAGACCAACCCCUGGGAGCUGUCUGGGCGAAACGGCUACCUCUAUGGUCGAGGCGUGUCGGACAACAAGGGACCGAUCUUGGCGGUAGCGUGUGCGGCGGCGACACUCAGGCGGAAUAGGGAGCUGGACGUCGACGUCGUGUUGCUCAUCGAGGGAGAAGAGGAGGCGGGAAGUCGAGGGUUCGCGUCUACUGUGCGGAAGAACAAGGAAUCUAUCGGUCAUAUCGAUACUAUCCUCCUCUCCAACUCGACCUGGAUCAACGAAGAGAACCCCUGCGUCGUCUAUGGUAUGCGCGGGGUGGUCUAUGCCAACUUGACGAUCUCAUCUGGCGGUGCAGAUGCGCAUAGUGGAGUUGACGGCGGGAUGGUCGCAGAGCCGAUGUUCGACAUGGUGCGCGUUCUUGGAGGAAUAGGGGAUGCGAAGGGUGUCAAACUGCCCGAGUUCUAUGACAACGUCCGAUCCCAAUCAUCAGCGGAGAUGGACCUUCUGGCGGAUGUAGCCAAAGCUUGCGGCCGCCCCGUCGAAGAGCUCGACAAGAUCUGGCGUCAACCCAGUUUCAGUAUCGCCAACAUCACAACCUCAUCUGCUUCGUCCAACAAGACGGUCAUCCCCAAGCGGGUCACGGCGGACAUAUCGAUGCGGCUCGUCCCAGAUCAGGAUCUCAAGGGGAUUGUGGCGGGUUUGAAGCGGCACUGCCAGGAGACGUUUGAUGAGAUCAAAUCUGCCAAUACAUUCGAGAUGAACAUCACUCAUCACGCCUCAUGGUGGCUCGCCUCGCUCGACAACCCAUACUUCAAAGCCCUCGAAACGUCCGUCGAGGAAGUAUGGGGCAAGACACCCCUCAAGAUUCGUGAGGGCGGUACGGUGCCUACCAUCUUUUGGCUCGAGACGGAGUUUGGGGCGCCGUGUGUUCAUCUCCCGCUGGGUCAGGCGAGCGAUGCGGGGCAUCUGGCGAAUGAGCGGAUGAGGCUGUUGAAUCUGAGGAAUGGGAAGAGGGUGGUGGAGCUGUAUCUGAUGAAGCUUGCGAGUGUGUAA
Messenger RNA from Dioszegia hungarica, 2985 nucleotides. RefSeq lists its product as uncharacterized. The transcript is spliced from 8 exons. Bases 1 to 2985 code for a protein of 994 amino acids. The record is from RefSeq and is a predicted model, not a curated record. Lineage: Eukaryota; Fungi; Basidiomycota; Tremellomycetes; Tremellales; Bulleribasidiaceae. Gene Ontology annotation, biological process: proteolysis; glutathione catabolic process. Gene Ontology annotation, molecular function: protein binding; peptidase activity.